CUGCGCAGUCCGCCCCGGCUCGGGGUCCGACCCGCAACCGCGCCGCCGACACCCCGUGGGUCCGGAGGCCAGCCCUGGCUGGUGUUAGGUUCCCCCCCCCCAGCCGAGCCGAGCCGAGCCGCCCGCUGGCCCCGACCCCUCGCUCCCGGGAGAGCCGGGGCCGCCCGCGCCCCCCAGCCUCGCCCGCUGCCCCGGGAGGUCAGCCCCCAGCGGGCGAGAUGCCCUUUUGCUCGAGACCUGCUUCAUCGUGAAAGGCCAAGUUGGAUGAGGAUAAUCCCCGGUCGGGCCGCGGAAAUUGUGCAUUUGCAGCAAUCUGAUUUGCUCGUAAAUGCAUCACGACGAGGCAGCCCAGAAUGAAGAAAGCAAGCAGGAGUGUUGGCUCAGGGCCUAAAGUGUCUGGGAUAAGUAAAACCCAAGCAGCAGAAAAAACCAAGCCCGAAAACAGUUGUUCAGCACUGACCGGAGGCAAACUUGUAAAACCUGGAACGGCCACGUCACUGUCAAAGACCAAGAGCAACGAUGACCUCUUAGCCGGCAUGGCUGGAGGGGUCGCGGUGACGAAUGGUGUCAAAGGGAAACGAAGCACCUGCCCACCCACAGCAUCUUCUACCUCCGCCCCUGCCAUGAGCUCCGUGGAGAGCAAGCCCAGGACAAGCACAGGCACAGCCUCUUCGGCCAAGCGGAGCACGUCCACAGGUAACAAAGAAUCCAGUUCUACUAGAGAACGAUUGCGUGAACGAACCCGACUAAACCAGAGCAAAAAACUGCCUUCUGCAGGUCAGGGCGCCAGUGACGUGGCACUGGCCAAGCGGUCCCGCAGCCGCACGGCUGCAGAAUGCGACGUGCGCAUGAGCAAGUCCAAGUCGGACAACCAGAUCAGCGACAGAGCCGCGUUGGAGGCCAAAGUGAAGGACCUCCUCACGCUGGCCAAGGCCAAAGACGUGGAGAUCCUGCACUUGCGAAACGAGCUCCGGGACAUGCGGGCUCAGCUGGGCCUCGGCGACGACCAGCCCGAGGGGGACGGAAAAUCCGAGGAGAAGGAAGCCGCCGCCAUCGCCCACCAGCCCACGGAUGUCGAGACCACCUUGCUGCAGCUGCAAGAGCAGAACACGGCCAUCCGCGAAGAGCUCAACCAGCUGAAAAACGAAAAUCGGAUGCUGAAGGACAGGCUGAACGCGCUGGGCUUCUCCCUGGAGCAGAGGCUGGACAACCCGGAAAAGCUCUUCGGCUACCAGUCCCUGAGCCCUGAGAUCGCCCCCGGGAACCAGAGCGACGGCGGGGGCACCCUGACCUCCUCGGUGGAGGGCUCGGCGCCGGGCUCGGUGGAGGACCUCCUGAGCCAGGACGAGAACACGCUCAUGGACCGCCACCGCAGCCACUCGCCAGACAACCUGGACAGCGAGUGCAGCGAGGUGUACCAGCCCCUCACCUCGAGCGACGACGCCCUGGACGCCCCGUCCUCCUCGGAGUCGGAGGGCCUCCCCAGCACCCAGCGCUCCCGCAAGGGGAGCAGCGGGGACGCCAGCGAGGUGUCCGUGGCCUGCCUGACGGAGCGGAUCCACCAGAUGGAGGAGAACCAGCACAGCACGAGCGAGGAGCUGCAGGCCACGCUGCAGGAGCUGGCCGACCUGCAGCAGAUCACCCAGGAGCUGAUCAGCGAGAACGAGCGGCUCGGUGAGGAGAAGGUCAUUCUCAUGGAGUCCCUGUGCCAGCAGAGUGACAAGCUGGAGCACUUCGGCCGGCAGAUCGAGUACUUCCACUCCCUCCUCGAUGAGCACCACGUCCCCUACGCCCUCGAUGAAGACGUCAAAAGCGGGCGCUACCUGGAGCUGGAGCAGCGCUACAUGGACCUCGCCGAGAACGCCCGCUUCGAGCGCGAGCAGCUGCUCGGGGUCCAGCAGCACCUGAGCAACACCCUGAAGAUGGCCGAGCAAGACAACAAGGAGGCGCAGGAGAUGAUCGGGGCGCUCAAGGAACGCAACCACCACCUGGAGCGGAUCAUCGAGUCCGAGCAGAAGGGCAAGGCGGCCCUGGCGGCCACGCUGGAGGAGUACAAGGCCACGGUGGCCAGCGACCAGAUCGAGGUGAACCGCCUCAAGGCCCAGCUGGAGAACGAGAAGCAGAGGGUGGCGGAGCUGUACUCCAUCCACAACUCCGGAGACAAGACCGACAUUCAGGAUCUCCUGGAGAGCGUCAGGCUGGACAAGGAGAAGGCGGAGGCCCUGGCGAGCAGCCUGCAGGAAGACCUGGCACACACCCGGAACGACGCCAGUCGGCUGCAGGACGCCAUUGCCAAGGUAGAAGAUGAAUACCGAGCCUUCCAGGAAGAAGCUAAGAAACAAAUUGAAGAUUUGAAUGUGACGUUAGAGAAAUUAAGAUCAGAGCUGGAGGAGAAAGAGACAGAAAGGAGCGACAUGAAAGAAACCAUCUUUGAACUUGAAGACGAGGUAGAGCAACAUCGAGCUGUGAAGCUUCAUGACAACCUCAUUAUUUCCGACUUAGAGAAUACAGUUAAAAAACUCCAGGACCAAAAACAUGACAUGGAGAGAGAAAUCAAGACACUCCACAGGAGGCUUCGGGAAGAAUCUGCAGAAUGGCGACAGUUUCAGGCUGAUCUGCAGACUGCAGUAGUCAUUGCAAAUGACAUUAAAUCGGAAGCCCAAGAGGAGAUUGGCGAUUUGAAGCGCCGGCUGCACGAGGCUCAGGAAAAAAAUGAGAAACUCACAAAAGAAUUGGAGGAAAUAAAGUCACGCAAGCAGGAGGAGGAGCGCGGCCGGGUGUAUAACUACAUGAAUGCGGUUGAGCGAGAUCUGGCAGCCUUAAGGCAAGGGAUGGGCCUGAGCAGACGGUCCUCGACCUCCUCAGAGCCAACCCCCACCGUUAAAACGCUCAUCAAGUCCUUCGACAGCGCGUCUCAAGUACCAAACCCUGCCGCAACUGCAAUUCCUCGCACGCCUCUGAGCCCCAGUCCUCUGAAAACCCCCCCUGCAGCCGCCGUGUCCCCCAUGCAGAGACAUUCCAUCAGUGGCCCCAUCUCGACCUCCAAACCCCUGACCGCCCUGUCGGACAAGAGGCCAAACUACGGGGAAAUGCCCGUUCAAGAGCAUCUCUUAAGAACGCCUUCAACCAGCCGACCCGCUUCUCUGCCGAGGGUUCCUGCCAUGGAGAGUGCCAAGGCCAUCUCAGUGUCUCGACGAAGCAGUGAAGAGAUGAAGCGGGACAUCUCGGCCCCGGAAGGCGCCUCGCCGGGCUCCCUCAUGGCCAUCGGAACCACGUCACCCCAGCUCUCCCUGUCCUCCUCCCCCACGGCGUCCGUGACCCCUACCACCAGGAGCCGGAUAAGGGAAGAAAGGAAGGACCCUCUGUCUGCCCUGGCAAGAGAAUAUGGAGGCUCGAAGAGGAAUGCCUUGCUGAAGUGGUGUCAGAAGAAAACAGAAGGCUAUCAGAACAUCGACAUCACGAACUUCAGCAGCAGCUGGAACGACGGGCUGGCCUUCUGCGCGCUCCUGCACACGUACCUCCCGGCCCACAUCCCCUACCAGGAGCUGAACAGCCAGGACAAGAGACGGAACUUCACCCUGGCCUUCCAGGCGGCUGAGAGCGUUGGCAUCAAGUCCACCCUGGACAUCAACGAAAUGGUGCGAACUGAGCGGCCCGACUGGCAGAACGUGAUGCUGUACGUGACGGCGAUUUACAAAUACUUCGAAACCUGAGCGCCCGUCCAGAGAGGCCGCCCGGCACCACCCGGGGCCUCCUGCAGCUCCCCGGGGCCCCCGUUCGCCACGCUCCACCAUACAACGUCCAGUGGCCCUGGCGUGUGGCCUGCUUGCCCUGGGACCCCAUCUCGGGCCGGGCACCUUCCCCGUUCUCUCCCAGGCCAGACGGGCUCCAGGCCCAGUUCACGCAGAUUUACCACCGAGGUUUUCCUUCUGGAGUGAACAUUGAACUAACUCCGUGCUGUGGGUGUCAAAAAAAAAGGCUCACUCGCAGGCGAACUUCGGAAAAGGGAUGAAACCCCACAGGGCUUCUGAGUCUACCGUGCAGGUUCCAUUUCUGGGGAGAACCAUGGAGAUGUUUUGCUACCGGAGAGAACCCUGCAGAGGCUCCGGCCGGGCUGGGUUUUGAGGGGUGGGACGGCCACCCCUCCGCCUGACAGGGCUGUCCCGGCCAAUGCAAUUUGCAACUUUGCAACCUUGAACUGAGAAAUGACAAAAACACCACAGUGCACGGGAUCCCUGGCUCUCGGGCCUGCUGCCCCCAAAUGGAUUCGUGCUUCUGGGCCCCUGUUGACCGGAAACGGUUCAGGGGGCCCCUCGCCCGAGGCGCCUGCCUGCUCCUCUCCAGCUUGAAGAGGGUUCAAUUCCCGGCUCCGGCUUUAGGUUUCUGGAUGUAAGAAUUGGUCAUCAAGAGUUCUCCUAGUUUAAAAGAGAAAAAAAAAAGCAUUUUUGUUGUAGGGAACUAUGGGAAACAUAGAGAAACUAUAGGAAAUGUAGGAGAACCAUGGGUAAUAUAGUUCCUGUUCUAUUAGUCCCAAAGCCAGAUUGUGGUAAACCUGAGAGAGAAAACACAAAGUCCGGACCGUAACGUGGUAGGACAAGCAAUGGCAGAAGAAAGGGGACGGUGGGAAGCCUGGGGAGCGUAACGAAGCCGCUUCUGAGUCCCAAGGCUCCGUCUUUCCAGCAAGAAUUUAAGAAAGUGCCUUAGCUCCUGGCAGGGGCAGCCCCCCGUGCCCGGAAGCUGCCGUCCGCGCUCUCGCAGCCGUGGGGCCUGGGUGCUGGAGCCAGUGCCCCCUGCGCGCCCUUCCCGAGGCAGUGCAGCGACUGGCAGCCCCCCCGGAGCCCCUUCUGCGCUCCGGGGAACCAGAGCCUUCCUUGAGGCGACUUCCAGCUGGGACCCGGCCCUUCUGGGGAACAGUGUGCCGUAGCCUUGUGUGUGCCCCUAACCCAGCGGUCGAUGGUCUGAACGGGGGCAAGACCCGUUGCUUCCGGAACACAGCGGCAGGUGGCAUCUGCCGGGCCCCUGGGGAAGGGCGGCCUCAGUGGAACAGGACCGCUGCUGCCACUGGCUGCUGGGGUGCAGGGGGCUCCCCGAACCCUGCAUGUGUGUGUGGCCUGAGGAGAGCACGGAUCUUCUGAAACAGGCUGGGGCUGUGCCUCUCACCCUGCCCAUUGGCCCCCACCGGCGGCCCUGGGGUGAAGGGCCCGUCUUCGGCCCGGUGGGCAGCGGCGAGUUCCUGGCCCCCGAAGCCCCUCAGGGACGCAGGCUCGCACAGCUUGCUCCGUGGAAGGAUUACCCUGAGUGAUUUAAUAUGCUGCGUUCACAUGUGCCCACUUUUGUCCCAUCUGCCCGAGGAGGCCUGUCCGCCCCUGUCUGGACCCAGUGGGUCUGAUCUACAGUCUUGUUUUUGUUUGUUUAUUUUAUGUUGGGGGAGCUGCUGGCCUGGGCCCCCCUCUGCCCUCCCCCGGGGCAGGCAGUGCAGGUGGGCUUGGCCGGGCCCCCCACGCUUGCUUGUGGGUCUACGGGCGAGAGGAUUCCAGCAGCAUUCCUCCCUGCCUGUCUGCGUAGGAUCCUUGUUAUAACACUAUCGACUUCACAGAAUGACACUCGACGGUCACAGAGACGUGGGGGUGGAUUUUGAGGUGCAGGCGCACUUUGCUUUGUCCCCCAGGAGCGCCCCGAUGUGCCGGCCGCCUCUUCUCCCGUCGAGCACACACUCUCCUCCAAAAGGGCCAGUUGUGUGUGUAGUUCUGGACCCCAGGCCUCUGCCCACCGAUCGUCGUGUUUCAUUUUGUUCGACUAAACGUUCCCGAACAUAUUAAAAUUGUUUGAAACACA
Messenger RNA from Choloepus didactylus (southern two-toed sloth), 5835 nucleotides. It is a transcript of the gene SPECC1L, whose product is annotated as sperm antigen with calponin homology and coiled-coil domains 1 like. Gene Ontology annotation, molecular function: protein binding. Gene Ontology annotation, cellular component: microtubule organizing center; filamentous actin. The record is from RefSeq and is a predicted model, not a curated record. The transcript has 16 exons. Lineage: Eukaryota; Metazoa; Chordata; Mammalia; Pilosa; Megalonychidae. The coding region runs from base 354 to 3713 and encodes 1119 amino acids. Gene Ontology annotation, biological process: actin cytoskeleton organization.